UAUAAAUUACUGUUGGUUUGUUUAUGAAAAACGACUAGCGCCGAAAAUGUCCGAAGAAACAAUUUCAAACCCAAUAAUUAAAACUGAACCAAAGGAAUAUUCUCCAGUUAAACAAGAACUUGAUGAUUAUGACAUUACUCCAGAAACAUAUUUAGAAAACGAGGUAAUAUAUCUACAGCAAUUUUCAGAAUUUGAGAUAAAAAUAAGCGAAAAAAUAAAACAAGAAACAGUUGAUGAUCAAGAUGAAAGAAGUUUCGGCGUGGAAUCUUACAUGGAAAACGAGGAGAUAUAUCAACAGCGAUUUUUAGAUUCUGAAGUCACUAUAGACGAAAAAAUCAAAAAAGAAAUUGAUGAUCAAGAUGAAGCUCGUUUCCAUGAGAAUUCUUACACGGAAAAUGAAGAAAUAUGUCUACAGCAAUUUUUAAAAUCUGAAGUAACAAUUGACGAAGAGGUUAAGCAUGAAUCGAUUGAUGAGCACCUUGCAGACACCAGUAAAAACAAAAAUAUUGAUCAUUUUGGUGAGUUAAGUGAUUUAGUGGAUAAUACAAGUGAAUGUAAUAAAUCAUUUAAAAAAGUUUUAGAAAAACGUAAAGCUACCCUAAACUUGAAACAACCCUUGACAUGUGAAAUUUGCAAUAAAAAUUUCUCAAGAAUUAGCACCUUACAUCGACAUAAAAUGAUUCAUACAGGAGAACGUCCUUACAAAUGUGAAACCUGUAAUAAAGCAUUUAUAACAAAUAGUUGUUUAGGUCAGCAUAAAAAAUUUCAUGCAAGAGAACGUCACUACAAAUGUGAAAUAUGUAAUAAAGCAUUUAUAACUAAUGGUAAUUUAAGUCAACAUAAAAAGAUUCACACAGAAGAACGUCAUUACAAAUGUGAAAUAUGCACUAAAGCAUUUAUAACAAAUAGUAAUUUAAGCCAACAUAAAAAGAUUCAUACGGAAGAACGUCCUUACAAAUGUGAAAUAUGUAAUAAAGCAUUCAUAGCAAAACAACCAUUAAACCAACAUUUAAUUAAUCAUACUGGAGAAAAACCACAUAAAUGCAAGAUAUGCAAUAAAGCAUUCAGAUUAAAACACAAUUUAAAGCGACAUGAAUUUGUCCAUACUAAAGAAAGUAAUCAUGAAUGUGCAGUAUGUAAAAAAACAUUCGCAACUAAACAUAGUGUAAGUCAGCAUGAAAUGAUCCACACUGGAGAACAUCCUCAAAAGUGUGCAUUAUGCAAUAAAUCAUUCACAAGAAAAGAAACAUUAAAACAACAUUUAAUGAUUCAUACUGGAGAACGACUACAUAAAUGCUUAAUAUGCAGUAAAGCAUUUACAAGACAAAGCCAAUUAAAACAACAUUAUUUUGUCCAUACUAAAGAAAGUAAUCAUGAAUGUGCAGUAUGUAAAAAAACUUUCGCAACUAAACAAAGUUUAAAUCAGCAUAAAAUCCGACAUCUAAUGAUUCAUACUGGAGAACGACUGCAUAAAUGCAAGAUAUGCAAUUAUGCAUUCAGAUUAAAAGAACAUUUGAAACAACAUGAAUUUGUACACACAAGAGAAAGCAAUCAUUAA
Messenger RNA from Ctenocephalides felis (cat flea), 1558 nucleotides. RefSeq names its product zinc finger protein 501-like. The record is from RefSeq and is a predicted model, not a curated record. Bases 47 to 1558 code for a protein of 503 amino acids. Lineage: Eukaryota; Metazoa; Arthropoda; Insecta; Siphonaptera; Pulicidae. The transcript has a single exon.